Telopea speciosissima is the source of this 1485-nucleotide messenger RNA. RefSeq lists its product as uncharacterized. The coding region runs from base 1 to 1485 and encodes 494 amino acids. NCBI's taxonomy places the organism in Eukaryota, Viridiplantae, Streptophyta, Magnoliopsida, Proteales, Proteaceae. The record is from RefSeq and is a predicted model, not a curated record. The transcript has a single exon. Gene Ontology annotation, molecular function: zinc ion binding; nucleic acid binding.
AUGUACUUGUCACAACAAGGUCCUACUGCACCUCCACAACAAAUAUCACAAACUGAAGCUGCUGCUUCAUACACUAACAACCGACAUCCACGUAGGUUACCACAGAGGGUUCCCACACUACAGACACACAGGAUCAACAACAAUUCUGCCUAUGAAGAAGAUGAAGAUCACGAUGGAAAUCAGUAUUACCGUGAUGAUAAGCAUAAGGUAAAACUAGAUCUGAAGGAAUAUAACGGGAAACAUGACCCUAUUGCAUUCCAUGACUGGUUGAGUGCUCUAGAUGACUACUUCAAGUGGUUUCGGUUGUCUGAAGACCGAAAGAUGCAGCUGGCCACGACUAAGUUAAUUGGAGGAGCCAGAGAUUGGUGGCGUACACAUGAAGACAGGUUGAUCCGUCGUCACAUGGAACCAAUUACUUGGGCAGCUAUGAAAGAGAUUCUCAAAGAGAAGUACUUACCUCCUUCUUAUCAGAGGCGUUUGCAUGAUCAACUGAACACUAUACGACAAGGUACCUUAACAGUUGAGGAGUAUAUUGAUAAAUUCAAUGACUUACUCUCACGUACGGGUGUAGAUGAGAAUGAUGACCAGCUUAUAUCCCGUUUCAAGUUGGGAUUGAGGGUUGACAUUAAAGACAAGAUAGGCGUGGUUGAAAUAUAUAAUUUGAAUCACUGUUUUGAAAAGGCAAUGGAUGCUGAAGAUUUAAUCAAGGCUGCCCCGCCAAGAUUCACAACGCAGUCCGGUGAUAUUAGGAGAGCCUUUACUCCUAACAGAUCUAGUGGUUUCCCUACCCGAGCUCCACCAACUACAGAGGAAAAGGGUAAGGCCCCCAUGGGUAGUCAAACACCUAACAAGUGUUUCCAUUGCCAACAAGAUGGUCAUUAUGCAAGGUAUUGCCCCCAAAGAGGGAAGUCCAAUUCAGUGAUUGCAGCCAUGGAAACUAGUCCAGAUGUCCAAGUUUGUGACCCGCAGUUUAAUGACAAUUGGGCCGUUAAUGCUGCUCUUGAGGGAGAAGACUAUGAUGAUACUUUGGAAGACCAAAUUUAUGAGGUAAAUGUAGUAACUCGCAUUCUGGUUGCUGAAUCUAAAGGAGAGGACUGGCGUCGACAUUGCAUCUUUUAUACACUGAUGGAUAGCGGGACAGCAACAGCCCAAGUGAUCGUGGACAGCGGUAAUUGUGUCAACGUGGUUUCUAAAGCUUUUGUCAUUGAAGAGAAGCUUAAAGCUGAACCUCACCCACAACCAUACAAGGUAUCCUUACUUAAUAAAGAUACUUUAGAGGUUAAUCAGCGGUGCUCAGUGCCACUCAAGAUUUUUGGUUACGAGGAGACUGUCUGGUGUGAUAUAAUUCCUAUGAUUCUGACUGAUGUUUUACUUGGGAGACCAUGGAUGUAUGAUAACAAUGUAUUGACGGGAGGUACAAAAAAUCAGUGUUUCUUUGACUUCAAAGGGAAACCACUGGUUCUCAACCCCUCAAUGUACCAUUGA